AUAGCCCUAAGUAACACUUAAGCCCAAGUUCGAGAACCCUGCCUUGUUUAUAUAAAAAUUGAGCUAGGGUUUUUGUUCUGCGGCUGCAUCUUCGUCUUCCUUUUCUCUCUCUCUAGAACUCUAGCCUAUCUCUCUCGCCACCACCUUCAAAUUAUGGGGAAGACAAGAGGAAUGGGAGCUGGGCGCAAGCUCAAGUCUCACCGUCGAAGACAAAGAUGGGCUGACAAGUCAUACAAGAAGUCCCAUCUUGGAAAUGAAUGGAAGAAGCCAUUUGCAGGUUCCUCCCAUGCAAAGGGCAUUGUCCUUGAGAAAAUUGGAAUAGAAGCUAAACAGCCCAAUUCUGCUAUCAGAAAGUGUGCCCGAGUUCAGCUCAUUAAAAACGGAAAGAAGAUUGCUGCCUUUGUCCCCAAUGACGGUUGCUUAAACUACAUCGAAGAAAAUGACGAAGUGCUCAUUGCUGGAUUUGGGCGUAAAGGUCAUGCUGUUGGUGAUAUUCCUGGUGUUAGGUUCAAGGUUGUGAAGGUUUCUGGUGUUUCCCUUUUGGCUCUCUUUAAGGAGAAGAAAGAGAAACCAAGGUCUUAGUUUGGCAAUGUAGUUCAUCUUUUACUUGUUCGGCAGUGGAUUGACUGUUUUCUCAAGUACGGAUCAAUGUACCUGUUUAAGUGGAUUUUUUAGUAAUCUAUUUGUUUUUCCUAGUGAUUGGGCUACAAUUUUUGAUACAUACAUUUGAUAUAUGGUUUAUGUUGUUUUUCA
This is a messenger RNA of Daucus carota subsp. sativus, 753 nucleotides long. Its product is annotated as small ribosomal subunit protein uS12. Gene Ontology annotation, molecular function: structural constituent of ribosome. The transcript is spliced from 4 exons. Lineage: Eukaryota; Viridiplantae; Streptophyta; Magnoliopsida; Apiales; Apiaceae. The coding region runs from base 154 to 582 and encodes 142 amino acids. Gene Ontology annotation, cellular component: cytosolic small ribosomal subunit; ribosome. Gene Ontology annotation, biological process: translation. The record is from RefSeq and is a predicted model, not a curated record.